UCCCACAAAUCUGUUGUCAUAUUCCCCCUGCAGACAGAUGGGUCCAUAACUCUGUGUGUACAAGACUCCUGGUUACCAGAGAAGUUGUAAUUAACCCUCCCAGAAAGCUCACAAUGACUAACUGGGAGCAGCUACUACCCCCUGGAGACCCUCCAAAAUAUGAGCUUAACCUGAAGGUUGGGAAGAGGAAUGUGUUUGUCACUCAACUGGAGGAGGGCAGGGAUGACGAAGAAGAAGUCACUCAGAUCCCGGUUAUCAAGGAGGCUGCUGGUAAGAUACUGGACACCAGUAAGAACACUUUACAGAAGACACUGGUUUUGAAAAAAGAGGUGGAGUAUGACCGUGUCAGCCAAGAGCUGGUUCAUAAACGAGAGGAAUACAGUGAACGCAUGCGCUGGCUCGAAGAGCGGAAGGAGGAGUUUGCACUGAGACAGAAGGAGUACUCCGAAAAAGCGGUAACGUUUGAGAAGUUCCUGAAGGACAGCGAUGCCAAGAGAAGACGAGCCAUAUCAAAAUACCAGACAGAGUCACGGCAAAACGAUCUACGGCAGAUUGAGAUUUUGGACCUGGCACCACAGCUAGAAGAUCGGAGGAAGAGACAGAAGAAGCUGCAUGAAAAGAGGAAGAUGCACAAAAUCUAUGAGGAUUUCUUAUUGAAAAUGGUGGAGAAGGUCCCGGAUAAUUAUCUAGAAUACGGCGUCGAUUCCCCGGUGAAGGCCAUUAUCAGACGCUACGAGACCCUCGCUCUGACCAAUGAGAACCUAGUGAACAAUCUGAUGGGUCUGGCAGAUGAACAGGAGAGUUCGCAGCUCAGGCUGGAAGCUCUGAAGAGGCAACACGACACCAUGAAGCUGACAAUGACCAGCGAACUGUCUCAGCUGCAGCUGAAAUAUGACCGUCUCCGGGAGAGGAACAAACAGCUGGAAAUGACAUUUAACUUGGAGAAGAGUCAGUUCCGGAACCAGAGUGUGGAAAUCGGCAGCUUGCUGCUGGCUGUGAUAAAUCUGGCCGAUCAGUGCCACAUGAAGCAUUACGGGCCCCUGGCUGAAGUGGAACUCACCCAAAAACUGGAUAUGAUCAAGGAAUAUAUUUUGGAAAAAUUGCAAAUAGAAAAAUUAGCAAAAUCUCCCCCUGAGGAUCUGCAGCUUCUGUCGGAGGAGCGCGGCGCAAAACUGAAGAAGAAGACAACAAGCAGCAAGGAACCUAAAAAAAAGACGCUGGACGGCAACAAGCGGAGAACGUCCAACACCGGACCAAACGCGUGACGGUGGAACAAGAGUGAUAAGGGAUGCCUGGACUGCGACCUAGUAGAAUGGAGCCACACAUCAGGGGUUAAACCGUCUGUACAUGUAUGUAGCCUCAGCCCCAGCCGUGUAUGUACAGAUGUGUACUAACCCCCAAUACACUGGCAUCCGUGUAGGUCCUGAUGGUCCAGUCAAUGAAGGUGCACGAGACAAGGACGAUGGCGGCUCCGCGUACAAGGAGUCUCAUCAUCCAUCAGUCUUGCUGUGUUUAUUGUAAAUAAAAUAUAAUACAGUUUGAUUAAAAAA
This is a messenger RNA of Bufo gargarizans (Asiatic toad), 1550 nucleotides long. RefSeq names its product coiled-coil domain containing 197 (gene CCDC197). The record is from RefSeq and is a predicted model, not a curated record. The transcript is spliced from 10 exons. Lineage: Eukaryota; Metazoa; Chordata; Amphibia; Anura; Bufonidae. Bases 114 to 1265 code for a protein of 383 amino acids.